AGUGGUUUUGAAUGUAAAAAGUACUUACUACUUCGUGGUUUUAUUAGCUUUUGCCAUACAACAAUAAAGAAAUUCUACGUCUGCUCACCUUAAAAAUUCUCUCAUUUUAGACUCUCUUUACAUUAAUAACUAAAUCUAUGCCAAAUGGAAUCGUUAAAUAUACCCUUUAUAGAUCUGUCUGAACAAAAUACAAGUCUUCUUAGUAUGGAGGUGGUCAAUGCAUGUAAAGAAUGGGGAUUUUUCAUGGUGAAAAACCAUGGAAUUGAUAUAGAACAGAUGGAAGGAGUCUUUAAAGUCAGCGAUGAGUUUUUUAAUUUACCUGUUGAGGAAAAGAAACAUUUCCUGUUCAAAGGAGGAGAAUUACAAGCAGGGUAUUCAAUACGUAUGGGUGAAAAGUUGUAUUCAGAUGAUCCAUCAACUGGAGCUGUAAAGGAAUUUUAUGACCUAGCAAGAUUUCCUCACUCAAAUCCCAGCGUUAUUAGUCCACCCAUCCGUAAAUUCUUACCCGAAAUGACACUCUUUCAAAAACAGUGCUAUAGUCUUUCGCUAAAACUUCUUGAUUUAAUCGCCCUUGGAUUUGAACUUCCAAGUGAUUUCUUCACGAAAUGCCAUAGUUCUGCCGAGGACUUCAUUCGUCUCAUAAAAUACAGCGUUCCUGAGGGAAUGGAACACAAAAAGGAUGAUGUGGAUACUGAUUGUCAUUUUGAUUAUGGGACAAUCACACUACUUAUUCAAAGAAAAUAUGGAUUUUUACAAAUAAAACCUCCAGGAGGGAAUAUUAUACCUGAUUGGGUUAGAGUUUCCUUUGACAAAGAUGUGAUUUCAGUGAAUAUUGCAGAUAUGUUGCCCUUUUUGACCCGUGGAAAGGUAAAGAGCAGCAUCCAUCAGGUAAAAAUUGAUCCGGAAAUGAGGAAAGGACAAAUGAUUGCUUAUUCUGCAAUUCCUGACUUGGAUUACCCUUUAACCCAAAUGUCCGAUGAACAGGAUGGAAAAAAUGCAGAGACAACAACUGUCCGUGAAUAUAAAGAAAAGAGGUUGAAUGACAGUCAAGCUCAGGAUGAUGCACCCACGUAAAAAGGAAAAAAGACACGAAUAUUGCGAGUAACGGACCUGAAUAAUUUACGAUUUAAAUCUAUAGUAUUGAUGAUGUCCUUUGACGUUUACGAACGGAGAUUUCUUUUCUUUUUAUACAUUCUUUGCAAAGAGUAGAUGCAAUUUUACUAGGGAUUGCGAAAACUUCAGACUGCUGAAUCAGAAACAAUUGGAUCAGCUUUGAUAACAAAAGUUUAGACGAUCAACAAAGAAACAAAAGAAAAGAAAAGAAAAGAGUCAAGGUAUUUUCGUUAUGGUUAAAACUUAUAAUUCUCGAAAUGAUUGUUCUCAAAAAUAAUGUUCAUUUUAAGCGUUCAAUUUCAUUAACUAUAAUCAUAUGAUUCUUAUUUUGAUCUCAGCAAAACAAAAAAUAAAGACUCAAUAUUAUCAUUUCCGCCUGUGCUAUUACCAUUAUCUUUUCUCCCUAUCAUGUUGGCCUUCGUGAUCACCGUGUGGGAAAUGGUUUGAACCGGAUUCGAUCGCUGGGAUUAGUCCAAGAACUAGAACGGCGGCUCGGUGCCAAAAUUGAGUUGAAGGAAAUCAUUCGCGUGGAUGACUUUAAGGGUGAAAUCGGCCGCAGUUUUGAGAUUUUUCGCCGCAUUUCGCGUGCAGUUACCGAGACCGUCGCCAAGAACACGUUUCCCCUGAUUAUUUCUGACAACUGCACGGCUAGCUCUGCUGUCGCAGGUGGGCUUGAAAAUCAAGGAUAAAGGUUCAUUUACUUUGAUGCUCAUGACGAUCUUGACUCUCCUGACGUCAACGAGAAUGGCUAUUUUAAUGCUAUGGGUUUUUCCAUACUCCGGGGAGAAAGCUGGAAGACGUUAAUGAAAACUGUCCCUGGAUUUGAGCCAUUUGAUUAUCACCGGUUCCUUUACUGUGGUCUACGAGACAAUCCGGGAUUCAGCGACAACGUGUAAUUGAUUCUGGCUGAAGUCUAUUCGGGGUGAGACCUCGCGAAAAGCGGAUUUCGCCCGCGAACUUAAUACCCAACUUGAACAGUGGUCUUACAGCCCGGCUCUAGUUAAUAUCGAUUUGGAAGUCUCGGACGAGUCAUGCGAAAAAGUUAACGAUUACCCAUUUCCUGGUGGUUUGUUUGAAUCCGACUUGAUCGCUAGUAUAACCUGAUACCCAAGAAGUGUAACCCAAUCACUUACGGUUAGUUCGUUUGACCCAAAAAGCUGGUGGCGAUUGCAAUUCGCUCUACUAAUACCUUUGUCCAGCCCUUGAUGGAAACUGGUGUUUUGUCAGAAGUUGGAACAGUUGGGAGUGGAUAACGUCUUGCAUACUGUCUAUCGAGACCACCUCCUUAAGAAUAGGAUGGCUUAUUUUUAUAUAAAUAAAAAGAAAAAAGAGCGUUGGAAGGUGAAAAGCCUACAGCACCCCGGAUUCUCAUGUUGUCUCCAAACAUAGUAUGAACGAGACCUUCAGACGUUUUCACUUAACUGCAGUGAUCGGACGGGAACUGGUGUUUUCACCUAGGUAUGGCCGUAGACGCUGAAACUUGAAAAGAUGAUGUAUUUUUAUUUUUUACUUUGUUUAUCGAAUGUAGUUCACCACUGGCUGUUUAGAAGAUGGGUUUUCCUAGAAUGCAUUUUGAGUAACGGUCUCUUCUCUUCAGAAAGUAACGUGCUACUCAAAUGUUGAAGUAACAUAUGUAUACCGAUACCUAGGAAUAAGUGGUAAACGAAAUAGCGAAGGCAGCAAAAGAAAGCCUAUUUGGGUUGAUGACAACUUCACCUCAACAAAACUCUUGCCUUUGCCAUUGCCGUUGUAUUUUUCGUCUCUCAGAGCUGUAAUGAUAGGAUAUCAUUUGAUUUUGUACCGGAA
This is a messenger RNA of Schizosaccharomyces cryophilus OY26, 2919 nucleotides long. Its product is annotated as 2OG-Fe(II) oxygenase superfamily protein. The coding region runs from base 145 to 1074 and encodes 309 amino acids. The transcript has 2 exons. The record is from RefSeq and is a predicted model, not a curated record. Lineage: Eukaryota; Fungi; Ascomycota; Schizosaccharomycetes; Schizosaccharomycetales; Schizosaccharomycetaceae.